This is a messenger RNA of Babesia microti strain RI, 1242 nucleotides long. RefSeq names its product queuine tRNA-ribosyltransferase. Gene Ontology annotation, molecular function: tRNA-guanosine(34) queuine transglycosylase activity. Gene Ontology annotation, cellular component: cytosol. The record is from RefSeq and is a predicted model, not a curated record. NCBI's taxonomy places the organism in Eukaryota, Apicomplexa, Aconoidasida, Piroplasmida, Babesiidae. The transcript has 6 exons. The coding region runs from base 1 to 1242 and encodes 413 amino acids.
AUGGAAGGGUCGUCUAUUCCUUUGGCAUUUAAUGUAGUCAAGAAAUGCAGUACCUCUAGGGCCCGCUUGGGGAUCCUAAAAUUACCUCAUGGUACUGUUACAACACCAAUUUUCAUGCCUGUUGGGACAAAGGGAUCGUUAAAAGGCUUAACUACUGAGCAGAUCAGUGAAACUGGUUGUAAACUGAUGCUUUGUAAUACGUAUCAUCUGGCUAACGAACCAGGAGGGGAGAUGGUUGACCAAGCAGGUGGAAUCCAUGACUUUAUGAACUGGUCUGGUAAUGUAUUGACAGAUUCUGGUGGAUUCCAAAUGGUUUCCCUCAGUAAGAUAUGUAACAUUAGUGAGGAGGGUGUGACAUUUGAGAGUGUGUACAGGCCUGGAGAUAAGAUUCUGCUUACGCCAGAAGAAUCCAUUAACAUUCAGAACCUAAUUGGCGCUGAUAUAAUAAUGGCACUAGACGACGUAGUCGAUAUCAAAGAGACUGAUCAUCAGAGAUUUGUACAGGCAACAGACCGUACUACAAGAUGGCUUGACCGCUGUAUUGCUGCUCACAAAAAACCGGAUAGGCAAGCAUUAUUCCCUAUCGUACAGGGUGGGCUAUCACAUGAAUUACGCAUUAAAUCCUUGACUGAACUUAAGAAAAGGAACAUGCUUGGUUACGCCAUAGGUGGUUUAUCUGGUGGCGAAGAGAAGGAUAAAUUUUGGAAAAUAGUCAACCUUUGUACUAGUGAAGAGCAUGGACUGCCAGAAACAAAACCGCGCUAUUUAAUGGGUGUAGGUUAUCCAGUAGAUGUCGUUGUUUGUAUUGCAUUGGGGGUUGAUAUGUUUGACUGUGUAUAUCCGUCAAGAACUGCUAGGUUUUACACUGCCCUUACUAGGCAAGGGCCUAAGCGACUGAAGAAUAGUAGAUAUAAAGGUUAUGAUGGGCCAAUUGAGAUAGAUUGUAACUGUUAUACAUGUAAAAAUUACAGUAUAGGCGCAAUUCGAGCACUUAUUGGCAAGGACAUUGUGUCAUUUCGUCUAAUUACAUUGCACAACAUCCAUUUUAUGAUUCAACUUUGCAGAGACGCCCAGUAUGCCAUAAAAAAUGAUAUUUUUGCUGAAUUUGCAGUUAGAUUUAUUAGUAACUACUUGGGAAAUGAUGACUCAUAUUCAAAUGGUGUGGGUGGUGGUGAAGUAGAUUUUUCCUGGGUUAGUGAUGCACUGGGGUCAGUGAAAAUAAAUUUCAAUAAUAAUUUUUGA